ACAUGUGACACUCGAUGGAAGACGUGCGUCAGUGACACGGAUGGUACCCUCGGGUUUUCGCUCGGAGCUCUGUUUGUCAAAGCGACGUUUGCAGAGGACAGCAAGCAAAUCGCAGAAGAGAUGAUUUCGGAAAUUAAGGCUGCAUUCGAGGAGAGUCUGAAGCAAACCAAGUGGAUGGAUGACCAGACCAAACAAUCUGCAAAGGAAAAGGCUGAUUCAAUUUACGACAUGAUUGGUUAUCCAAAGUUCAUCAUGGAUUCUAAGGAGUUGGAUAAACUCUUCAGUGAUUACCAAGUGGUUCCUGACCUCUACUUCCAGAACGUUCUCCAGUUCUAUAACUUCUCUGCUCGCGUAACAGCCGAUCAACUCCGGAAACCUCCCAAUAAGGAUCAGUGGAGCAUGACCCCUCCCACAGUUAAUGCUUACUACUCCCCGACAAAGAAUGAGAUUGUAUUCCCAGCUGGAAUUCUGCAGGCUCCGUUCUACACCAGGGAUUACCCAAAGGCUCUAAAUUUUGGAGGAAUUGGAGUGGUUAUGGGCCAUGAGUUAACACACGCGUUUGAUGAUCAAGUUGCUUUCUCUGAGCCCGAUGACUUCAAACAGUAUCUGGAGAGAGCCAAAAAGGAACUGAUCCAGUGCCGUUGUCAUGAGCUCUAUGAUCAAAUAGCUCGAUGUCCACGAGGUCAAAGCUCACGCUUGGCAACUGAAGGCACACUGCGAACCAGAGACAGAAACUUUACCCCAGCUCACUUACUGAAUAACCUCUAUUAAAAUAAAGGCUGAGAGUACGAGGGAUGGGCCACACUUG
Rhincodon typus (whale shark) is the source of this 808-nucleotide messenger RNA. RefSeq names its product endothelin-converting enzyme 1-like. Gene Ontology annotation, molecular function: metalloendopeptidase activity. Gene Ontology annotation, cellular component: plasma membrane. The record is from RefSeq and is a predicted model, not a curated record. The transcript has 7 exons. NCBI's taxonomy places the organism in Eukaryota, Metazoa, Chordata, Chondrichthyes, Orectolobiformes, Rhincodontidae. The annotation marks the transcript as partial. Gene Ontology annotation, biological process: peptide hormone processing.